AUGUGGUCUUCGCAAUCCGAUCUGGAAGGCCUUGCCCUUCGCCCAUUCGACUUUGAAUUCCUACUUCAUGGUCAUGGUCGUCUUCUGAGCCCAGUCACGAGUUCUUCGCCACCGUAUCCUCGUGCUACCUUGAACGAGCAUGAAUGCAACAUUCUAGCCCCUAAUAGCAUGUGGUGGCCGAUGCUGACAUGUGUGCCAUUCUCCGAGUAUCGAUACCUCCGUGAGAUGGUGUGGGUUGGUCGGCAGAGUGGAGAUGUUGAGGCGGACCAAGGCGGGGCCAUCACUCUCAUGGAGAGACCUCGCAGAAGAAGGCGCGCAAGAUAUCGAUCUAGUUUCGGGAAGAGUAUUGUAGGAGGUGCCACCCGAGGAACGGAAGUGAUACAAGCCCACCAUUCAUCCAGGAACUUACCUCGAUGGUGUGUUUUGAACACCGGGCCCUCCGUUCCCCCACAUAAGGCAUAUACGCCAGCUGCUGCAGCUGCUUUGGAACUCCCACCUCAGCCUUGUCGCCCUUUGAAGCACACCAGCGAUCAUGACGAGUACCGAACACCUCGACCUAUAAACGCUUGCUUGUUCGACGUAUUCGUUACCAUCCUCAACUGGCACAGCACAGUCACUUGUCAAGUAGCCCGCCUUAGCAAGGGGCUGAUUCUCGAAGGAACUCUGCCUACAAACCUAACCGACAACCCCUUAAAAGCGUAUCAGGACACUAUCCCUGACCUGGAAAAACUCAAAUGCCACGUCUACAUCCUUGUUUUAUCUAACGGAAACCUUAAUUUACUUCUCGAUCUAGUAAUUGAGCCACCGCACUACGCUGCAUCAGACCUUCCCCAAUUAACACUACAGGCAAAGAACCAAGGUGUUCCCUGGGAUGGUAUUUUCUCGUCCGAAAUGUUCAUUUCGUGCAAGCCCAAGAACAAGGAGGUCUAUGAAUCCGCAGCAUACCACCUUUCUUUACCUUCUCACAAGAUCGCAACGGUUGCUGCGGACAAUUUCGACCUCCUUGUUGCUGCCAGCGUCGGGUUCCAGACGAUAUAUGUACCCCCGCGCGAGGUGAGGGAGGGUAUGCGUAGCAAGAAGGACAACGGUGAGGUGAAUCUUGUCGUUAGAUUUUCAAGAGCUGGCGAGGCUGAUACGUGA
Molecule: messenger RNA, 1140 nt
Organism: Suillus paluster
Lineage: Eukaryota; Fungi; Basidiomycota; Agaricomycetes; Boletales; Suillaceae
Exons: 7
Coding region: 1-1140 (379 amino acids)
Source: RefSeq, a predicted model, not a curated record